Messenger RNA from Brassica napus (rape), 2705 nucleotides. Its product is annotated as mitogen-activated protein kinase kinase kinase 20-like. The transcript has a single exon. Gene Ontology annotation, molecular function: ATP binding; protein kinase activity. Gene Ontology annotation, biological process: protein phosphorylation. Lineage: Eukaryota; Viridiplantae; Streptophyta; Magnoliopsida; Brassicales; Brassicaceae. The record is from RefSeq and is a predicted model, not a curated record. Bases 1423 to 2445 code for a protein of 340 amino acids.
GAGGUUGCGUGUGCGAACCAUAUAGUCUGACUUGAAGAAGAGUCUUCGAAGUAUACAAACAUGUUAAUGUAUUACAAGUUGGGAAUAUAUAUUAAAUUCAACUUUAUACUUUUCUCUUUUCCUUUCAUACGUGAACUUUUUCUUUAUUCCUUCAAGGAAAAGGUCACUAUAUUUUAAACAUUUUUGAACAAAAUCUUCAAAACAUACUAUAUUAUUGUUUCCAUAUAACUAUGCUAAAAAAUUAAGAUAUUCUAUAUCUUCAAACUAAAUUAUAACGAAAUCUUUAAAAUAUACAUUAUAUUAUUUGCAUAUAAUUACGUUUAAAGCAUUCAAGAUAUAGUUUUUCCAUGUACGAUAUUUGUUUGUUUGUUGAGAUAAAUAGAUAAAUGUACGUUCAUAUCACUGGCUCUAGGCUUCACAUUGUUAUGCUGGUCUGAAUAUAUAAUACUUUAUCUUGGGCCCACCCAGUUUACAUUUUUGUUAACCUUAUGGCAUGAGUUUGCAUCGAACCGUAAAAAAAGCAGCUGAUCAUUACACUAUUCUCUGAUAAUUCAUUAACUUCAAUUCUUGACAUCAUUACCGAUAGUGAAAAUAUAAUUAACCCUAAAUGCUUUUAUAAUUAACUGAAAUAUAAGAAAUUAGGAACAUUGUUAUAAGAUCACUUAGAAGAUAUAAGGUUUACAAAAAAAAAUAAAAAUAAAAUAAAAUAAAGGUUUACAUUAUUAUUUUUAUUUGAUCUUACAAUGCUGUUGGAGGACCAGCUAUUUGGGAGCAUUGUUGCAUUAUAAAAACAUAUUGAAUGGAGUAUAUGAUUUGUAAUUAGCUUCAGCAUCCAUACAAGCUUUACAAUAAACGAGAUUUAUGAUACCAAAUUCACCGAUCAUGCAUUUGGUUGAAACUGCGCUAGCUGAGUACGUAUUUACUGAACCUGCUAUGCAUAUAUCUCUUAGGAAUAAUAAAACAAACUCUUGAUCGCCAUGAUGAAUAUGAUUUUGUAAGUUUUUUGUUUUGUUCGAUGAAUUAAGUGAUUGAUUAUGUAGUCCAAUUUACAUACGAAAAAGACGGUCUAAGGAUUCUAAUUAAUAGACACAUUGAACUUGAUAGAUAUAAAGCAUUUAACCAAUUUUGUAUUUUGUCAUAAAGAUUUUUUUUAAGUAGUAAAUAGUAAUUAACCUGAAGAAUUUAGCAUGGAACAUAUGAUCCAACGGUUAAGAUGUAUUUGAUGAAGAUUUUGCAUGUAAAUAAGAUCGACGCGCGUUAUUCAGUUUCCUUUUUUUGUAUUCAUAGAUACUCUAAAAUUUCCAUUUUACUCAAUCGGCGCCAGAUAUAAUACGAAAGCACUUCACAUUCUUCAACAAACUCCAAAUAUCAGAUUCCAAUUAGGGCUUUCGGUUGCAGUGAAGUAAAAGUAUAUUGCCGUCAAUGGAGUUUAUGAAAACCUUAGGAAAAGGCUCGUAUGGUUCCGUCGAUCUCAUGAGAUUAACAAAGCCAGACGGCACGGAGCCAUGCUACCAUGCAGUGAAAAGCUCCUACGCUCACGACUACGAGUCUCUUCGCAGAGAGUUUCGGAUACUUUCCAAACUUAGAAACUGCCCUAGAAUCGUGCAAACCCUAGGGCCGAUGUCGAGCGGUGUUAAUGAUUAUGGAGUCAGAGUUUUUAAGAUGUCGAUGGAGUACGCAGCUGGUGGAAGUUUAGCUUCUUUCAUGGAAACAAGAACGUUGUCUGACUCGAUGAUCAGAGACUUUACGCUCAUGAUUCUUCAAGGACUUGUCUCUGUUCAUAGUCACGGUUAUGUUCAUUGCGAUCUCAAACCGGAGAAUCUCCUUGUGUUCCCGCGUCAUGUUGGUGGCUUGCAAUCCACGUAUGAGUUGAAGUUAUCUGAUUUUGGAAUGUCUACAAAAGCUGGAGAGGAGUCAGAGUUUUGGGAGUUUGAUUCUCCGUUCUUGGGAACGCCUCUUUACAUGUCUCCGGAGUCUGUUCAGGAGGGUGUUGCGGAGAAGGCGUUGGAUCUGUGGUCGUUGGGUUGCGUUGUUUUGGAGAUGUACACCGGAGAGCCGACAUGGCCUUUUGCGGAUUCGGAGGAUCUUAUGCCUGAACUGUUGAAUGGGAACGCACCAGAGAUUCCUCAGUCUCUUCCUUGGGACGCAAGGCAGUUUCUGAAGACGUGUUUCGCAAGGAAUCCGGAUGAGAGAGGAAGCGCUGAGGAGUUGUUGAAGCAUCCGCUUCUUAGGAAUGUUUCUGAUCAGAAGAAAGUGAUGGUUACCGGCGCCGGAGGUAAGAGAGAAUCGGUGGGUGUGCUGAAACCUGGAGAUACUACAAAGAAGCACUUAAGAGUGAAGAUUAUUCCACCAAAGCCAUUACAGUUUAAGAAAGUUUCUCAUAGACCCUUGAGGUUGAAGAUUAUACCUCCAAAACCACCAGGAUGCAAGCUCGUUCCUGUUUAGUAGAGUGUGUCAGUAUUAGUCUUUGUUGCUUGAUUGACAUGUUGUAGAUCAACUUAAUUAGACAUUGAUACAAGUUGUAAAGGUUUAGUUUGUCAAAAAAAAAUGUAUUAUAUGGCCACAAGCACAACCCUUUUGAGUUCUGUGAAUCUCUUGAGCUUUCAAUAACUGUAUUAAGCAUAUGUUUAAUUCUAUAUUGUGCUCACUAAUAAUAAAGCCACUUUGUGGUUUGCAAGUCACUAAAUCUUGAGAAUAUAUGUAUG